This is a messenger RNA of Fusarium odoratissimum NRRL 54006, 720 nucleotides long. RefSeq lists its product as uncharacterized. The record is from RefSeq and is a predicted model, not a curated record. The coding region runs from base 1 to 720 and encodes 239 amino acids. NCBI's taxonomy places the organism in Eukaryota, Fungi, Ascomycota, Sordariomycetes, Hypocreales, Nectriaceae. The transcript has a single exon.
AUGGCAUGCGCUCCAGAUGGCAAGACUGUGAAGCGAGAGGAGCCCGAAAACGUAGGGUCUCUCUUGACAAUCAGCGACGACUAUAAUAUUCAGAUCAAGAAGGACGGCUCCGAGAUCAUCACGAUUAAACUGUUUGGUGCUGGCAUCUUGAUCGGAAACUGUAGCAAGACAGUCCCGAGCAAGUCCAGUACACAUGCCUCUGGAGAUUCUCCAUCCUCUGCCGCUUUAUUCACCGACGUCAAAGGAAACGUGACACACAGGCUCAAGAGCACUGAUGGAAGUCUGCUCGACACCAUCACUUAUGACGACUUCGGAACACCCAAGAUCAAGAGAGUGCAGCCAAGCGAUACGAGCUUCGACAAGACUUCAACAUACGAAAGCAAAAGUCUCGAUGAAGGCGCAGAGCUUUAUAACUUUGGAUCCAGGUGGUACGACCCCAUUACUGGCCGCUUUACCACGCCUGAUGACAUUCUGGCAGUCAAGGACCUCGCCAGGACUGACGGACUCAACCGACUGGCAUUUGAGAACAACGACCCUAUAAAUCACGCUGAUCCUUCUGGGCAUUGGUCGUUAUCAGCUGUACUGGGCGCUGUCCUCGGAGCUGCCCUCGUCGUUGGCGCCAUUGCCCUCACAAUUGCCACAGGAAGAGCCGCGGCGCCACUUGCUGCUGCUGCUGCUGCUGGAGCUCUGGCCAGUGGAGGUAUCACUGGUACAACGUAG